Cyclocybe aegerita is the source of this 903-nucleotide messenger RNA. The record is from the annotation of a GenBank genome assembly. NCBI's taxonomy places the organism in Eukaryota, Fungi, Basidiomycota, Agaricomycetes, Agaricales, Hemipholiotaceae.
AUGACACACCGGGGUCCUGCUCUGCCAGCGUUGCUGGAAGUGGGGCCAUCCUACCGUCGCCUGCAAGGUGAAACAACUCUCCUCAUCUGUUCGGGUCCGCACGAGCAGGAGGAGCACCACCAACAUGCAGGAUGUUGCAAGGGCAAUGCAAAAGCGAAACCCCCUGUGCCGCCCACCCCUCGCAACCAGCCCUGCCCCCACAAGGGCCACUGCAUCAACUGCCACAAGGACCACGCUGCCAACUUGGCCUCGUGUAAGUUCUGGGCCCAUUGCUACGACCGUGAGUGGAUCAUGGCCAAGUAUCAUCAGAACGUUCACCAUACCUAUGCCCACUUCAAUACUCUCCUCGAAAUUUGUAAAACCAAAUUUGAUAUUUUAUUUUUUCAAGAGACCCCUUGGAAUUUCAUAAGACAUGCACUGUUCACCACUAGUAUGGAGGGCGAUGAGGUUAUCGGCACACCAAAGCAUCCCAACUGGCUGCAAAUGGUGCGCAUUAAGGAAGGGGAAGUUCCCCGUGUGAUCGCCUCUGUUUCAACUAGGCUCUCCCGCUAUCGUCCCGCUAUGUGUCGUGACAUCGUCGACCAUCGUGACAUCCUCAUCCUCUCCCUCUUUAGUGGGGGUGAGGUUCUCAACCUCAUGAAUGUCUAUUCUGACGACCAACACACAGCCAUUGAGCACCUUGCUGCUCAUGUGCAUUCUCUCCCACCUUUCAUUUAUAUGGCAGGCGACUUCAAUUGUGUGUUGACGACUUGGGAUGACUAUGAGCAUGGCAAGUCGUCGAUGGCAAUAUCCCUGCAGGACACCACAUCUCAGAUUGGCCUCGAGUGGGCACGACCUUCUAACCACAGACCAACAAGGAUCAGUCCCAAUCCAAACCAGAGGUCCAACAUCUUGGAUUCUUAG